AUGUCUACCCAACUGAAGAGAAUCAGUUUACCGAACAGCCGUGUGAGCAUGUUCUACCGGGAACUCAGCGGAAGUACUCCAAAGAAAACAAUCCUCCUUCUUCACGGCUUUCCCUCCUCGUCCCAUCAAUAUAGGAAAUUGAUUCCUCUCCUUGCUACCACACACCGUGUUGUCGCCCCGGAUCUUCCAGGCUUCGGCUUCACGGAAGUACCAGAAGGGUUCAAAUAUUCAUUCGAGACGCUCACCGACACGCUUGAGGAGUUUGUAGACGCCAUGUCCCUUUCGAAAUUCUCGAUUUACAUCUUUGACUACGGUGCCCCGGUUGGUCUUCGUCUAGCGCUCCGGCGUGCGGACGCUAUUGAAGCCAUCAUCUCUCAAAACGGGAACGCGUAUACGGAGGGAUUCGGCGACGUGUGGGGUCCUAUACAGGAGUUCUGGGCAAGCGAGAACUCUGCAGAGGAUCGAGCCAAAAUGGCCGAUGCAAUGUUAACAUAUGACAUGACGAAGUUCCAGUACCUUAAUGGGACAAUCGAUGCCAGCAGCAUUGCACCAGAAUCUUACACGUUGGACUACGCGCUGAUGGAACGUCCUGGCAACAAGGAUGUUCAACUCGAUCUUUUUAUGGAUUAUCAGAGCAAUGUUGCGAUCUAUGAAAAGUUUCAAGAAUACUUCAGGUCUUCUCAAAUACCACUCUUGGCUGUCUGGGGGAAGAACGAUGUCAAGUUUCUUGAUGCUGGUCAUCUUGCGUCGGAGAGCCAUGCUGAGGAGGUUGCUGAAGAGGUCAUCUCUUUCUUGGAGCAGCUUAGUGGUUGA
This is a messenger RNA of Penicillium subrubescens, 813 nucleotides long. Its product is annotated as alpha/beta fold hydrolase. The coding region runs from base 1 to 813 and encodes 270 amino acids. The transcript is spliced from 2 exons. NCBI's taxonomy places the organism in Eukaryota, Fungi, Ascomycota, Eurotiomycetes, Eurotiales, Aspergillaceae. The record is from RefSeq and is a predicted model, not a curated record. Gene Ontology annotation, molecular function: epoxide hydrolase activity.